Molecule: messenger RNA, 2657 nt
Organism: Ceutorhynchus assimilis (cabbage seed weevil)
Lineage: Eukaryota; Metazoa; Arthropoda; Insecta; Coleoptera; Curculionidae
Source: the annotation of a GenBank genome assembly
GCCCUGUCAAAAUAAUUUCUGCCACACACAAAAAGUAAAUAAAAAUUCUCUGUUUUGGUUUGUAGUGAUCCUCUACUAAAAAAUCGUCACAAUAUAAUUUUGCCACGAUGGCUAAAUUGUAGUUAAUUUUUAAAAGAAAAUGUCUUCGUCUACGCCCGCAGUGGAUAUAUCCCAAACCAAUGGGUCACCGGAACACGUAGAAGGGCAAGAGACAAUGCCUCAACUAGGUGAACUAGCUAUAGAGGCUUCGGACAUAGUUUCCAGGCUAGGUCAGGCAAUAGAAUCAAACCCCAGCCUUACGGAAAUAGUUCCAAGAAAACCUGCCACUGUGUUUUUGGGCCUGGAAAAGAAACACACUGACGAAAUUAUAAAUAUCGUCCAUGAGCUUAUUAGUACGGACGAGGAUGGAGAACCCAUAAACUCUUUGCCUUUAGACUCUAUAACUAAAAUGGUUAUGGUGUCUCAUAGCUUGGCCGCUUACUGUGGUAGCUUGGAAAGAGGAGUUUUGCAGAAAUUGAGUUUGAGGUUUACCACUGAUACUUCUAGGUGGAUUAGUCAAAUGUUUGGGUUCUUAGAUUCUUCAGCCUUCUACCACGAAGACCAGCUAGAAGGCCUAAUCCGAAUAGCCCGCAUGGUGCUGCACUACAAAUUUCCUCGUUAUUUGGAAGACGGUACUCUUACUUUUGCCACUUCCUUGCCGCUGGUUUACAGUAGCGUCUCCAGCCCUUUGGGCGUAGUCCAGUACCUUUGCAGGCAAUUGGGGUUGCCUUUAGCUUGCGUACGACCUGUACCAGUUAAUACACAUUUCGGUUCUCACUAUACAAUGGAUGUAGCAGCACUACAAAAAAUGCUAACCGAUGAUAGUGUAAUGGGCAAAGUACCACUAAUAGUCAUAGCAGAUGCUGGUACUCCUGUAACAGGCCACGUAGAUAACAUUGCAAGGAUUAAGGAGCUGUGUAAGGCGCACGAUUGCUGGUUGCACGUGCGCGGGCACAAUUUGUCCGCUUUGACUUUGCCCAACCAUUCCAGAAGUAAUAACGCUUCACCCGUGGCUGAUAGUUUCACUUUGACUUUGGGCAAUUGGCUCGGGAUACCUGGAUUACCCAAUAUUACUUUAUACAGACUCUGGGACCAAACCAAUCCCAACCGGAAUAAGCAAGUGGGUGCCUCCCGAGAAAGUACCCUGCCACUUUUGGCCGGUUUACACAACGACCAUCAGAGCAGGAGAGUGAUAACACUCCCGUUAUGGGCCGCCCUACAAAGUCUGGGCAAAGAGGGCAUCCUGUCUAGGAUAAGGGAAAACUUUCUAGCCACUGAACGACUUUAUGCCGCCCUAGACGUGUUUCGACACGUUAGAGUCUUGAGUCCAAAACCUGGCGGCGAAAGCGGCGCUUACACAAUAACCGAACUAAUUUCAAAGCCUGCAAGUAUAUCUAUGUUAUUUGAAUCAACUUCCUGUUGCGUAGUAUUCCAAUUUAUUCCUGAUCCCAUUGAAGACAAACCUCUAACCAAAGUGCCUGCCUAUUACGAUAAACUAAACUCCUGGCUGGGCCAAGUAUUGCAGCUAGAUGCCCCCCAAAUCCCUAUUGACAUUUGCGAAUUGGACGAUAUAGGGGUAGUAUUGCGAUUUUGCCCAUUUGAAAAUACUUAUGCGCAACAGCCCACUUUAGAAGAAUUUAAAUUGUUUAUUCAAUGCUUGGAACAACAAUUGGUUAUUCUUAGAGCUACAAUUCACCAUAAGGAAACAUUUAUUAAAAUCGUUGAAGCUUCUCCAGUGUUGUCUAUUGUUGAAUUACCUGAUUGGGCAGGUAUGGGUGGUGUGCGAUACUGUCCAGAAGGUUGGGAAGAAUUACUAACCGACCAAAUAAAAGAGGAACUCAAUAAUCUAAACAUUGCCUUAGUAGAUGCUUUAAGAUCAACUGAUUCUGCUUUCAGUUUAGGAGAAGGCUCAGACGGACUAAUGUGUGUCAGAUUCGGAAUGCUAACCCCACAAAGUGACGUUGAAGAACUUUUGGGCCUCGUUAUCCGAGUAGGCCAAUCUGUAGAAGAAAACUCCAGAGUUUUAGAUUCAAUGAGCGAAAUCGUUAAAAAGGGUAUUGAAACUGCAACCAAAGACUUGCAAAAGGAAAACGAAGAAAAACUUUGGCAGGAAGGUAUAAUGAGGCAUGUGCCUAUAGUAGGCAAUUUGGUUAAUUGGUGGUCUCCCAAAACUAAGGAGAGUGGAGUUAGAGGCCGAAGCCUAAACCUCACUCAAGGAAUUGUUGAAUCUACUGAGAAUAUUUAUAAGUAUCAUAUGCAAAUACAAACAGGUUCAGUGUCUUCAACUGGAGGCAAAAAUCCUCCUCAACCCCAAGUGCAAACAUCCGUAAGUGCAAGUCAUUCCAGGUCCAGUAGUCACGCUUCAGUGUCUAGUCAAAACGUGCGAGUGGAAACCGAAUCCGCUAAUCCAGUGACUGAAAUAUUGUCGCCCUAGUUUUAAGUGUUGAGUAUUUUUUUUAAAGGCAUUUUGCAUUGACGACAAGUUGUUUUUCUAGUCCGCUAAUCAAAUUAGGUACCAUACAAAAACGCAAUAAAUAGGGUAUUGAAGUCGUUUGUGCAAAUGUCCACUUAUGAUUAUUUUUGUUGUAUAAAAUUUGUUUUUAAGUAUUAAGAUUAUA